AUAGCUGAGGCUCAAAUUAGCAAUGAAGGAGAAGCAUUAGCACCCAGUGGCUAGCAGCAGUUAGUUGGCUUUUCUGUUUAUGGAAGGUGCUGAAUGUUUGACUAGCAAAGAGACAAGUGAGGAAGAAUAGUGUGGCGGUCCCUUGCUGGACACAGGAAUGGACUUUGCCAUGGGCAAUGCAGCUAUGCAUAAGACACGCAAGGAAACAAAGGACAGUCCUGAGAGGAAUACCUCUUAUCUAAGUUAUGUUUCUGACCAGGGUCAGAGCACUGAAUCCUUGUCGGACAGCAACACCAGUUUCCUGCGGGCUGCGAGAGCGGGGAACAUUGACAAGGUUCUGGAGUAUCUGAAGGGCGGUGUUGACAUUGCCACCUGCAAUCAGAAUGGACUCAAUGCUCUGCACCUGGCAGCCAAAGAAGGACAUGUGGAUAUGGUCCAGGAGCUGCUGGAGAGGGGGUCUUCUGUGGACGCUGCAACCAAGAAAGGAAACACAGCUCUCCACAUCGCCUCCCUAGCAGGUCAAGGUGACGUGGUUAAGAUCCUGGUCAAAACUGGAGCGGAUAUCAAUGCACAGUCACAAAAUGGGUUCACUCCUUUAUACAUGGCUGCCCAAGAGAACCAUCUGGAUGUGGUACGCUAUCUACUGGAGAAUGGAGGAAACCAGAGUACAGCAACAGAGGAUGGCUUCACUCCUUUGGCCAUUGCUCUGCAGCAAGGCCAUAAUCAGGUGGUGUCCAUCCUUCUAGAGAAUGACACCAAGGGCAAAGUGCGGCUGCCUGCCCUGCACAUUGCUGCCCGCAAGGACGAUACCAAGUCGGCUGCUCUGCUGCUGCAGAAUGACCAUAAUGCAGACGUCCAGUCCAAGAUGAUGGUCAAUAGGACUACUGAGAGUGGCUUCACUCCACUGCACAUUGCAGCUCAUUAUGGAAAUGUGAAUGUAGCGACGCUGCUCCUAAACCGAGGAGCCGCUGUGGACUUCACUGCCAGGAAUGGAAUCACACCAUUACAUGUGGCAUCUAAGAGGGGUAAUACAAACAUGGUCCGUCUGCUGCUGGACAGAGGGGCACAGAUUGAUGCCAAAACAAGGGAUGGCCUCACACCUCUCCACUGUGCGGCAAGAAGUGGACAUGACACAGCGGUGGAGCUGCUGCUGGAGAGAGGAGCCCCCAUUCUUGCCAGAACCAAGAAUGGUCUCUCUCCUCUCCACAUGGCAGCACAGGGUGACCACGUUGAGUGUGUUAAGCACCUGCUGCAGCACAAGGCCCCUGUAGAUGAUGUCACCCUGGACUACCUGACCGCCCUCCAUGUUGCCGCCCACUGUGGUCACUACAGAGUUACCAAGCUUCUGCUAGACAAGAGAGCUAACCCCAACGCUCGAGCACUGAAUGGCUUCACACCUCUUCAUAUCGCCUGUAAGAAAAACAGAGUGAAGGUGAUGGAACUACUAGUCAAGUAUGGAGCUUCCAUCCAGGCUAUCACUGAGUCUGGUCUUACUCCUAUACAUGUGGCAGCGUUUAUGGGCCACCUCAACAUUGUCCUCCUGCUGCUGCAGAAUGGAGCUUCCCCUGACGUCAGCAACAUACGUGGAGAGACUGCUCUGCAUAUGGCCGCUCGAGCUGGACAGGUGGAGGUGGUUCGUUGUUUGCUAAGAAAUGGAGCCAUGGUGGAUGCCAGAGCCAGGGAGGACCAGACCCCGCUCCACAUUGCCUCUCGGCUGGGGAAGACGGAGAUUGUCCAGCUGCUCCUCCAACACAUGGCUCAUCCGGAUGCUGCCACCACCAACGGCUAUACGCCUCUCCACAUCUCUGCCCGUGAGGGUCAGCUGGACGUGGCGUCAGUGCUGCUGGAGGCUGGUGCCUCACACUCCCUUGCAACAAAGAAGGGGUUCACUCCCUUACAUGUGGCAUCCAAGUAUGGCAGCCUUGAUGUGGCAAAACUCCUUCUACAGCGGCGCGCCCCUCCAGACUCAUCGGGCAAGAACGGACUCACGCCUCUCCAUGUUGCUGCUCAUUAUGAUAACCAGAAGGUGGCGCUGCUGCUUUUGGACAAAGGGGCUUCUCCCCAUGCCACAGCCAAGAAUGGAUACACUCCUCUCCACAUUGCUGCAAAGAAGAACCAGAUGGAAAUAGCCACCACACUCCUACAGUACGGAGCAGAGACCAACAUCCUGACCAAGCAGGGAGUGACCCCUCUUCACCUGGCAUCUCAGGAAGGACACAGUGACAUGGCUGCCCUGCUGCUGCAGAAGGGGGCGCAGGUCAAUGUGCCCACUAAGAGUGGACUUACUGCUCUUCAUCUUGCUGCCCAAGAAGACAAAGUUGGUGUCGCUGAGAUUUUAGUUAAACAUGGUGCCAGCCUUGACCAGCAAACCAAACUGGGUUACACGCCACUGAUUGUCGCCUGUCACUACGGAAAUGCCAAGAUGGUCAACUUCCUUUUGAAAAGCAAUGCCAGCGUCAACGCCAAAACAAAGAAUGGAUACACUCCUCUUCACCAAGCAGCGCAACAGGGCAACACACACAUCAUCAAUGUUCUGCUCCAGUAUGGAGCUAAACCCAACGCCAUCACUGUGAAUGGAAACACAGCGCUUGCCAUUGCUCGUCGCCUUGGUUACAUCUCAGUGGUGGACACAUUGAGAGUGGUCACAGAGGAAAUCAUCACCACAACAACAACUGUGACAGAGAAACACAAGCUGAAUGUUCCAGAGACCAUGACUGAAGUCCUUGAUGUGUCGGAUGAGGAAGGUGAUGACACUAUGACAGGUGAUGGAGGAGAGUAUCUGAGAGCAGAAGACCUGAGAGAACUGGGAGAUGACUCAUUGCCUGGCCAGUACCUGGAUGGCAUGAAUUACCUGCGUUUCAGUCUGGAAGGUGGACGAUCUGACAGUCGCUUGCACAGUACGGACAGGUCCUACACACCCACCCAUCAUGGCUAUUACUCUCCAAAACACGACGGGUUGGGGGACGACACAAUCCGCAGUUACCAGGUGUCUUCUCUUGCUAAUGAGAGGGACUCAUACAGACUGAGCUGGGGAACAGAAAAUCUGGACAAUAUAGCGCUUUCCUCCAGUCCUGUUCACUCUGGCCGUUCCUCUCCGUGCCAUGACCAUGACACCAGCAGCUUUCUUGUUAGCUUCAUGGUGGAUGCCCGUGGUGGUGCAAUGCGAGGUUGCCGUCACAAUGGCCUGCGGAUCAUCAUUCCACCUAGGAAGUGCAGUGCCCCAACACGAGUGACCUGUCGCUUGGUCAAACGCCAUCGCCUGGCUACCAUGCCCCCUAUGGUGGAAGGAGAGGGUUUGGCUAGUCGACUUAUUGAGGUUGGACCCUCUGGUGCCCAAUUCCUUGGUAAACUCCAUCUCCCCACUGCCCCGCCCCCUCUGAAUGAGGGUGAGAGUUUGGUUAGCCGCAUUCUUCAGCUGGGGCCACCAGGGACCAAAUUCCUGGGACCAGUGAUUGUGGAGAUCCCUCACUUUGCUGCUCUGAGGGGGAAGGAGAGAGAGCUGGUGAUUCUGCGCAGUGAGACAGGAGAAAGCUGGAAAGAGCAUCACUGUGAAUACACAGAGGAGGAGCUCAAUCAGAUCCUCAAUGGCAUGGACGAGGAGUUGGACACUCCAGAGGAGCUGGAGAAAAAGCGCAUUUGCCGCAUAAUCACCCGGGACUUCCCACAGUACUUUGCAGUGGUGUCCCGGAUCAAACAGGACAGUAAUUUAAUUGGUCCAGAGGGUGGGAUCUUGAGCAGUACAGUGGUACCACAAGUCCAGGCUGUUUUUCCAGAAGGGGCACUCACCAAACGCAUUCGAGUUGGUUUACAGGCUCAGCCUGUGAACAUGGACGUGGUGAGGAAAAUCUUAGGAAACAAAGCUACUUUCAGUCCUAUAGUCACUCUGGAACCCCGUAGGAGGAAGUUCCAUAAACCUAUCACCAUGACCAUCCCUGUCCCCAAGACUUCCACUGACCCUGUCCUCAAUGGCUUUGGAGGAGAUACGCCGACACUCCGAUUGCUAUGCAGCAUCACGGGUGGAACCACGCCAGCUCAGUGGGAGGACAUCACUGGAACCACACCAUUAACUUUUAUCAAUGACUGCGUGUCAUUCACCACAAAUGUGUCUGCAAGAUUCUGGCUAAUAGACUGUCGGCAGGCCCAAGAGUCAGUCAACUUUGCCACACAGGUCUAUCGAGAGAUCAUCUGUGUGCCGUACAUGGCCAAAUUUGUCGUCUUUGCCAAAACACAUGACCCCAUAGAGGCACGCCUGCGCUGCUUCUGCAUGACAGAUGACAAGAUAGACAAAACUCUGGAGCAGCAGGAGAACUUCACUGAGGUGGCUCGCAGUCGGGACGUGGAGGUCCUGGAAGGAAAACCGAUCUAUGCAGACUGCUUUGGAAACCUAGUCCCCCUGACCAAGAGUGGUCAGCAUCAUCUCUUCAGCUUCUUUGCCUUCAAAGAAAACCGACUUGCCCUUUUUAUAAAAAUACGAGACAAUACUCAGGAGCCUUGUGGUCGGUUGUCUUUCAUGAAAGAACCAAGAUCAUACAGGAGUCUGGCCCAUAAUGCUAUAUGCAACCUAAAUAUCACUCUACCGGCUUACUCUAAGGAAUCAGAUUCAGAUCAAGAGCCUGAUGAGGAGACUAGCCGAACACUUGGGAAAUAUGACGAAGAUACUGAAACUUCUACAGAGACAUCCAUCCUGAAAACACACUUGAUUCGAGAGUCUCCUGCCCUCGCGAGUCCAGAUUUACUAUCUGAAGUAUCAGAGAUGAAGCAAGAUCUGAUCAAAAUGAGUGCCAUUCUGACCACUGAUCCCUCUGAGAAGUCGGGCUCUAUGCAAGGGGGUGAUCUAGUAAAGGGGGUGGAGGAGGUGUCAGGGGAGCCUUUUGAAAUAAUGGAAAAGGUCAAAGAAGAUCUGGAGAAAGUUAGUGAGAUUCUAAGGAGUGGAACAUAUGAGGAUGAGGUUCUUGAGGAAUCAGCAAAAGCAGAAAGCCGCCCAUAUAGAAAGGACGAGGAGUGGGUUCUUCUCUCAGACUGUGAAAUUGAGGAGGCCAAAAUGAUGGCAGCCUUUGAGACCCAGGAACCACUCCUUAAGGAUAUUCGAGGCAGCCGAGGGACACAGAGACAAAAGAGUGCCAAUGAAGACCUUAAAGAAUACCUACUGGAUGUGCCUGUGACUUCUGCAACUGCUUCACAGGAGACUGUGGUGCAGGAAAAGUUCACUGAAGUUGUGUUGCGUAGGGGAGGUAAAAAAAUCAUAUCAACUGUGCUUAAAGACACUAAAACACAUGUGGCUGAAGUGAAAAAGCCUGCUCGAAGAAAGGGGCCUCAAGGACACACAGAUGAAUCCCACAUACCCAGCUCAAAAGCAGGCUCAGUCAGUGAGAGCAAAGGAAAGCCCCAAGGCGAAGAUACUCUUCUAAGUGCCCCGUCACACCAAAAAAAAUCACCUGUAUCACCAGUAGUUGAGGAAACGCCAAUUGGUUCAAUUAAAGACAAAGUUAAGGCCCUUCAAAAGAAAGUGGAAGAGGAACAAAAGGGCCGAAAGCAGACUAGCAGCAAACCCUCUGCUGUAUCUUCAGAAAGAAAAUCUCCUGCCCUUAAAGACCAAAAACCCUCAGGCCCCAAAAAAACACAGGUCCCACUUAAAUCCCCCAAAAAAGAGUCUGAGAGACUAGAAGAGACCAUGUCAGUGAGAGAACUCAUGAGAGCUUUUCAGACAGGACAAGACCCUUCAAAGCGAAAGUCUGGACUCUUUGAACACAAAGCAGCUUCUGGACCAAAGCCCAAACAAACAGCUCAAGUCAAAGAAACUCUGUCCACGCCUUCCCUAUCUGAAGCAUCAUCACUUGGGCAAGAAGUGUCACUUGAUGCCAUUGAACCACAGAGAGAAAAAGAACUUCAGAUUAGCCCAGAGAUCAGACAUUCCAAAGACUUUAGUGCAGAAAUAAGAGCAGAACUUGAAGACAAUGCUCAAUACGAGCAAUUUAAAAAGUCAGAAGUAAAAGAUGAAGAUAGUUUGUCUGGUGUUAAACAGUCAGAUACAACUACUGCAGUUCCCCAAGAUCUGUCUAAACACAGAGAGUCUCGACCUGACAGUGGGCCUGAGAGUAGUGCACUUGAUGACAGCUCUGACAGUAUCAAAAAUGAAGGUCUGGUUGAUUCACCUUGUGCCAGUGUAGGUGAAGGGGAAGUCCACAUUAGUUCAGAGGAGAGCUACAAACAUGAGGGCAUGGCAGAGACUCCAGAAACAAGCCCUGAAAGCCUUUCCUCAUCACCCAAACGGCCAGGUCAAUCUGUACUUGGAACCGUAUCAAAAGCAGCAACAGUUACUGCCAAGGACACGAGCAGCCACCUGUCUGACUCCUCUUCCCCUGCUGCAAAAACAGCUGAUGAGCAAACAUCUACAGCAACGCUUCGGCGAUCAUCUGUGAAAAAAGCAGUUGAAGAUCCUUCAAAAAGUGAGUGUACGAGUACAUCUCGGGGCAAAACUGUGAAAUUUGGUGAUGAGAAAGCCCCUGUUGAUAAGGACAUUGUUUUGGCAUCAUCCAAACCACCUAAAACUCGGAAAUUAACAAAAAGAGGUUCCGAAACAAUAGAGAGUUUUUUAAGCGAUGAAGAAUUCUCUGAUGGCCAACCAGCAUCAACCUCUGCUGACUCUGUGGCCUCAAGGGCAGACACACAGGGUCAUAGUGGUUUAGUUCUACAUCUUAGACAUCAAGAUUCAGAGAGCAUUAGUCCAGUAGCUGAUGACUCUAUAACCAUUAGUCACAAAGACUCUUUAGAAGGUAGUCCCCUUAUGGAAGACAACUCCUCCCAUAAAACCCCAGACUCAAUUGAGCCUAGUCCAACUAAGGAAUCCCCAUGCUGUGACUCUCUAGAAAGCAGCCCUGUAGAGCAGAAAACCACCUUGGCCUUUCCUCCUACAGUAGAGCAACCCGGUGUGACUGCAGGGCACCUGACAUCCUCCAAAGCUCCUGAGUUCCCCCCAGAAAAUUUGCGUAGUAGGCUCCUCAGAGACCAGGAGGGUAGUGCCGACGAUGACAGUUGUGAGCAGACGUCUCAGCUGACGAGUUCGGGUAAGAGUCCUCUUUCCCCUGACACCCCAAGUUCUGAAGAGGUAAGUUAUGAGGUCAAUCCUAAAACCCCAGACCUUAUGGUCCUGUCCGUGUCCCUAAAGCCAUCAGUCAUACCUGAGGAUGCAGAGGAAGAUGAUGAGUUGGAGUGUGGCAUGACUCAGAGGAAAUUCACCCCAGAGGAAGAGAUGUUUAAAAUGGCUGCCAAAAUAAAAACAUUUGAUGAGAUGGAACAAGAUGCAAAAGGCAGAAAGGACAAUAAAAAAGAUAUUUGGUCCUCUCAGACCAUGAUUGGGUCUGAAGAAGGACAUGAAAGCAGCAAACUAAUUGGCCUUGCAUCCAAAGAUGAAACAUCCUCAGUGGAUGGCCUUGAGUCCAAACAAGGGUCAGAGGUAGCACAAUCUGUAGAAACUACUAUUAAAGUACAACCUCCCUCUCCUUUUCCAGCAGGUAUGCAUGAGAGCCCUCAAACAGCUGAGGACAUUCACCAAACCCUGGCCCACACUGCAGCGUCAACAGAUGAAUCAGCAAUGGAGGGACCUCAGUCUGUCUCAGAAAAGCAUAUCGCAAAAACCCACCAGAUCCCUCAAGAACAAAAAGAAAAGAGAUUUGUUAGUACUAAAGAGUUAGAACAGACCACUGAAAGGUCAUCCAGCAGUGAAGGGGCAGCAAAUAUAACCGAUGAGCAAAAAGAGGAAAGCCUAAGAAAGUUAAAAGGAAGCACAGAUGAUGACAGGGUUGGAAAGCAGAAAGAUUCAUCUAGUUACCGGCAAGUUGAUACUAAAUCACAUAGCUCGACAGAAUGUAACAUAACAGAUGAGGUUAAAGGGGAUCACAUGAGGCAUACAGGGGCAUCUGAUAUAGAUUUAGGUAGGGAAGGCUUAAGAACUGAAGCUGAUUCUGUACCUAUUAUUAUCGGGCAAGCAAGGGAAACAUUUAAACCAGAAAUUUGUAUUUAUGAUGACACUGAAGAGGAUGACGAAGAAGAGGAACCUCCUAAAACAAAGUCAAGAGGAGUAACUGCAAGAGCAGAGGCAGACACCUGGAAUGCUAUGCGGGAAGACGACGAUGCCUUUGCAGCAAGAGUGAGAGAAGAGGAACAAAAAAUUUUGGGUUUGAUUGUAGAUCGUCAGUCUCAAGGAGCAACUCCAGACACUACACCUGGAAGGACACCCACCGAGGAGGGCACACCAACAAGUGAACAAAAUCCUUUCCUUUUUCAAGAGGGUAAACUAUUUGAAAUGACUAGAAGUGGUGCAAUAGACAUGACCAAAAGAGGCUAUGAAGAGGAAGGUUUUGCCUUCUUUCAAAUAGGAGAGCAACCAAUUGAAGAGGCACUUGUAGAGGAUGUUAGGGAAGAACCUGCUAGUAGCUUCACAGGGGCAGAGAAAGAGGUUGGCCUUAACCUAACAUUGCAGAUUAAACCUGAAGAAGCUGAUCAGUCUUCUAAGGAGGCUGCAGAUGCAUCUCUCCAUUCCCCACCUGAGGAUGAUCAGUUGAGCACUGCAGGUAAAUCAGAUGCCUCAAAGUCUAGAAUCCCCAUCAAAAUGGGUGUUUCUGCCUCAGCCAAAACCACAAAGAAAAAUCAAGUGACAUCAGAAGAUGCAGAAAUAAAAACAGACAAAUUAUCAGAAGAUAGCCCUUCAGUGACUGAUCUUGUUUCUCCAGAUGCGGUCAUAACUGAUGUCCAGACAGCAGUGUCAACAGUUACUAGAUCAGUUUAUUCCCAACAAGACCAAGAGUCCUCAGAUUCUUCACCAGAGGAUCAGCACUUGGUAAAAGAACUACCUAAAAGCCCUGAAAAGACUUCCCCAUCUUCUGAAAAGAUAUCAACAACAAAAACCAAGCCUGUCUCUAAAAGUCAUACUGCGUAUACUCAGAAAAAGUCGUCCUCCUCUAAGGAGGAGGAGAAGCCAAAAUCAAGAAUCCCUGUAAAGGCCACUUCCCCCAAAUCUGAGACAGGGUAUGACCUGUCUAUGAAACGGGCUGAAUCUCUUAAGGACAAAAAGUCCAAGUUGCCUGUAAAACCUGAAACAAGGAGAAAAUCUGAGACAGACACAGGUCCCUCUGUAAGCUCCAGAGUGACAAGGUCUUCGAAAGCCAAGGGUGACUGUGAAAGUGAUUCUACCAAGAAACCAGCUAAGAAGGACCAGGUUCAACCAGCAAGUACUGAGUUUUCCAGCAAAUCUAAGACAUUACCUUCAAGGCUGCCUGUCAGAGGAAAGCCUGGUUCACCAGCCCACACCUCUACACCUGGAAAAAAAGAGCAGCACCCAGAGAGACAAAAGCAGUCUAUUGAUUUUUCUGAGGAGAUUAGUGAUGAGGCAGCUAAGCUAGUGGAGAGGUUGGCUCAAGCAGAGAAAGAAAAAGAGGAGGCAGCUGCCAUGUCGGAUGAUGAAAGCAGCACCAUAGAUGUCUCAGUAAUAGAGAUUGAGCCUUUCCCUGACAUGCAGAUGCCUCUUCCAGAGGACCCACUGGUCAUUAGGCCUCGGUGGGACGACCCUGUUGAGACGCAGAUGGAAAGAAUCCCUGCCGAUAAAGGCCAAGUCCGAAGUCAAGUGGACCCACAGGAUGAAGCUGACAGGAAGGAGGGACGAUUAGCUGUAAUGGCUGACCACCUUGGUUUUAGCUGGACAGAACUGGCUCGUGAACUUGAAUUUGGUGAAGAACAAAUCAAUCAGAUAAGAGUAGAGAAUCCAAACUCACUUCAGGACCAAAGUCACGCCCUCAUAAAGCUAUGGACAGAAAGAGAGGGGACAAAUGCUACAGAGAGAACUUUGAUCACAAAGCUCACCAAGAUUAAUCGUAUGGACAUUGUACAUCUCAUCGAAACAAAGCUCAUCCAGUCCACUCAGGACAAGUCAUCACAUACCUAUGCAGAAAUUGAGCAGACCAUUUCACUGGAUCACAGUGAAGGUUUCUCAGCGCUUCAUGAGGACAUGACAGCCCUAGGCCAGGCAGGCGCCCAGAGAUCACUUUCAGGAAGGACAGAGUCUGGGCAGCAACCUCCAGUGGUGUCUGUUGAGGAUCUCUCUUCCAGUAUAUCUUCCCUCAAUGACACUCAGAAAGAGAAGUUGCAGACAGACAUUGAUAAAAGUCAAGAGGUAAUUGGAGGCUCACCACAGUCUCAUUUUGAGAUGACUGGUCUAAAGCAACAGUUCCCAGGCACUUUUAAACAAGGAGACGAUAUACCUGAGAUCCGCCCCCAGACAAUGACAGAGGAGCAAUACACUGAUGAAUAUGGAAACAUAGUAGUUAAAAAGAUCACAAGGAAAAUUAUCCGCAAGUAUGUGUCAGCAGAUGGAGUGGAGCGAGAGGAAGUGAUGGUGGAGGGAGGUCAGCAAGAAGCUAUCACAGUAGAUGAGGCUGAUGGCUUCUCCAAAGUGGUGAAGAGGACAGUAGUGAGGAGUGGGGGAGAUCAGACAGAGGUGACCUUUUCUGAGCCGCUACCUGUUGGAGGGGCAGCAGCCUCUGAAUUUGAAGUAGAGCCUGUCCAAGGUCGGAAAGUCAGCAAGGUCAUCAAAACUAUGGUAGUACAGGGUGAGCGGAUGGAAAAACAAAUCGGUGACCCCUUGUUGUCAGGAGAUCUCCCCUCAGCAAAAGAUGACUUUGAAAAGGCUUUGAGUUAUGUAGGUGGCUUUGAGAAAGUGCACUUGCCUCAUUUAGUGGAGAAAGAGAUGGUGAAGGAAGAUGGAUCUGUGGUCAGAAGGGCUUGCAUGAGAAAGACGCGCACUCAAAAGAAGACAGUGGUGAAGGACGGCCAGAGCAAACACACGCACCUGGAGCGACUGGAGGACACUCCGGAGGCCCUGCGACCUGAUGCCCUUCAGCAGCAUCUCCACCAACUGCUCCAACGCUACUGCACACCAGAAGUGACAGAAGAGCCGGAAAUGGGGGCAGUGGCAGAGGACAAAGGGAAGAGGGAGGAAAAGCGGGACACAAACGACAAAUUUUCUACUGCGUAGUCAAAUUCUAAUUAUGCUUUGCAUUUUUUUGCGCUGUUGUGGCACGUAUCCCAAAAAUCUCGGCACAAUAUCAGAUUGUGACCUUCGCCCCCACCCAGCCCUUUUUGUUUUUCGAUCAUUUACUCCACCCUAUGCUCUAAGCUAUCUUUCCUGUUUCAGAACCCCAGCUUUUGGAGUUCUAUGUUCUCCAUUGCAAAAUGGUACAUUUUGUUAUGGUUCUGAGUAUUUUUGUUUGUUUGUUUUUGUUUUUGGAUGUUGUCAUAGUUCCCACGUGACCAAAGAUAGCUUUAUCUUGCUCUUGCUGAUAAGUCUAGCUUCGUUGUUUUAUCAUUUGUUGGCUAUUGUGGUAGAAAAUCUAAACAUUAAACUUCACAAAAGCAUCAUCUUGGACAUUAAACAGUUUUCACAGACCUCUUUCUGCAAGAGAGUUGAAAAUAAUGGGACACAUGUAAAUAUUAGAUAAAAUGUAUCCACUUUGAAUGGAAAAAGGAAAAAAAAAGCUGCAGCAUAUACCUGCACUGUCUGCAUACCUGCUGUACAACUGCACCAAAUGCACUACUGCAAUUAAACAUGUUACAAAUUAUUUGCUCUAAAUUCUGUCCAGGGGCUUCGGAUAACUGACUGUCUGUGACUGGGGGCAUGUUUACUGCAUACCACGAACACAGGUAUAACGUGGACAGUAUUGAGACGAUGUAAAAAUUGAAUGAAUGUCAUUGUGUAGUUCUCUAUGAUACCAGAAUGAGCUUGAGUAAUUUGUAUUUAGUACAAGUGUGAAAUCACUAUCACCGCUCCACUCUCAUGGUGGUCCGAAUGCUAGAUUUUGACAUGCUUGCCUUUAAUGUGCAUUUAGAAAGUCAUAUUGAAUGAAAGCUUAGAGAAUUCUUCCCAGCUCAUGCUCUUUGAUUUUGUUUUUGUUGGUCUUUCGCAUAUUUUCAUGUAAGGCCACAACAGCUUUUGCACGGUGGACUCGGUCUGCCCUAUCUAUGUACAGUGCGUGUGUGUGUGUGUGUGUGUGUGUGUGUGUGUGUGUGUGUGCCUAUACGUGUGUGUAUGUAUGCAUUUCUUCACCAUGUUAACCUCCAAUCACAAUACUGCUGCCCCCUUGUCUGCAUAUAUGAAAGUAGCCAUCAUUAAUGUUACAUUCUUAAUUUAAUCCACAACAUUCUUUGUGCUGUCUAAUUUUACGACCUUCACCAUUAUUUAAAGGAUGGAUGUUAUUAAUCAGUAACUCCCAGAAAGACUCUUUGUGCUUGUGAGCUUGAUCUUAAUUCCUUCCAUAUUAGUGGCGCACUUACAAAAUCAAUAUCGAGGGUUUCGGAGCACUGUGAACACGGCUCGUCAGAUUGAAUGAAGGGGGGGAAGAGAAUGUGGAGUUGGUUUUGGUUUUAUUUGCUUUGUUUUUAUUUCUGAUGUUCCAAAUGGUGUAAAAUAAAGAAAGUGGUAAUCUCACAUCAACGCCAUUUUCUUAAGUAUUUUACCAUGGUUGCAUGUCUUAAAAUGAUUUUUGCUUCUGGGCCACAAAUGACAGAUUCUAGGCCACUUUCCCAGACCAAUAUCUGGGAAGCUGGCAGUGGGUCUUUUUAUGAGUCUGUCUCCCAAACAGGGAUUGAGUCUAGUACUGAACUAGCAUCGCGAAUGGAAAUUCUCCACUGAAAGGAAAACAUAGAUCCAAAGGCUAUUCUCAAUCCCUGUCUGGGAAACAGACACUAUUAGUAAGACAAAAUAAUCAGUCAAAACGAAAUAAUAUAGAAAUUCAAGUAAAGCUGAAAGUAAUAAUUUGUGGAAGCAUCGAGUACCUAAUAUAUUCUACUGGUUCAAAAGAUACCAGGUAUAGUUUUAGACUACAAUACAAAUAAAAACAUUCAAAGAUCUUUUUUUAAUCUCUCUAAGUUCUGUGGCAAGGAAGUGGUGAAUUUCUGGUUUCAUAAUUUUGACAGCCUUGAAACAAAUAGCAGCAUCAUGGCUAUUCACUUUUAAACAGCAUACUGUACAAUCUACUGAAUCUAAUCAAUCUAUCACUGCUGGUUACUGAAUUCAGUGGCACUUGCAUGAUAUACUUUAUCGACAUAUAAGAAAAGAACUGCAUACUUCUAACCUAAUGUGAGCUUUCAAAAUAACCUUCAGUCAACCUGUUUAUGCCUAUAAAGGUAAUGAUUUUAGUGAAUGCAGUAGUAGCAAUGUUCAUUUUUCAUAUCUGCAGUGGUCAUUUUAACACUGGUGGUGCCGAUGUUCCGAAAAUAUAGACAAAACAUUACAACAAAUGAGAGAUGUAGACAGAAUAUGUCCCUUUUUAUGGGAACGCAUCAACUUGCGCUACAUUUCUGUUAUUUUUUGUUAAUUUGCCCACAGAGAAUGUAUGUGUGAGUGUUUGUGAAGUUCUCAGUGGUUUUCAUGAUGACAUUAUCCUUUUAUAAUGGACAAGUAGCAUGCGCACUGUUAAGCUGUUCUUGAAAUUUAUUUUAAGCUUCAGGAAAAAAAAAUCCAAAUCUUGUGUAAUUCAUGAAAUCAAGAGGGAACGCUGAGUUUCUGAUUAGAGACUACUGAGUCCAGGACAUUUACUGUUUGAUAAUGUUCAAUUCUAAAUGCUCUCUUGUAAUCAAAAAUGAAAUGAAGGCAAAUUAAAAAAAAAAAACACAUUUUGUUCCCAUGUUGGUGAGAACUACAUACUUAAGACCAUCUAUGGAGGCAUGCAUUAAUGACCAAAUGAAUAAUCAAUACAACUAUAGCAGCUGCAGUGUGUAAACGAGAGAUAAUAAAUUGAACAUGUAGUUACUGCAGUGA
Molecule: messenger RNA, 13807 nt
Organism: Colossoma macropomum (tambaqui)
Lineage: Eukaryota; Metazoa; Chordata; Actinopteri; Characiformes; Serrasalmidae
Gene: ank2b
Product: ankyrin 2b, neuronal
Biological process (GO): regulation of cardiac muscle contraction; signal transduction; protein localization to T-tubule
Cellular component (GO): T-tubule
Molecular function (GO): protein binding
Source: RefSeq, a predicted model, not a curated record